GGCGCGCUUCGCAUAUAGUUGUAUCGAACGAGUUAAGACGCGCCCCACUGCGCAGCACUCACGUUUUAUGCCAUUUUAUUAAAUAGCCCUUUUAGCUCAGUGCACGGAAUUAAGAUUAAACACAUUCGCAUUAGUUUGUUCGAGGAAGACAUGGAUUGCUCGGAAGAAGUACAAUCUCCCUCAGACGAAGCAAGAUCCCCAAUGGAGUUAAAGAAAGGAAUGUCAAUAUUUCUGGAUAUAUUAAGAAGAGCUGAUAAAAACGAUGAUGGUAAGUUGUCCUUUGAUGAGUUCAAGGCCUACUUCUCGGACGGAGUGCUGAGUGGAGAUGAACUGCAGGAGCUCUUCCACACCAUUGACACUCACAACACAGAUAAUGUGGACACUGACGAAUUGUGUGAGUACUUCUCUCAGCACCUUGGUGAAUAUGAAAAUGUCCUUGCAGCCUUGGAGGACCUGAACACCUCAAUACUGAAGGCCAUGGACAAAACCAAAAGGGAUUACGAGGAGUCGACCCAUCUUGAGCAGUUUGUGACUCGCUUCCUGCUGAAGGAGACAACCAAUCAGCUUCAGUCCCUCCAGAGUUCUCUGGACUGUGCUAUAGAGACCACUGCUGAGCAGACCCGCCAGGACAGACAAGGGCCGGUGAAGCCUGAGAUGCUGCCGGUUCAGUGGCCAGGAAGGCGGUCGAAUCGGAGGCUUCAGAGGAAUAACAGCCUGUCUCCUAACAACCCGCUCCUCAGCCUCACCAAUUCAGGUCUUUAUGACGAAGACAAUCAAUGGAUGACCCAGAUCAACAGACUCCAGAAACUGAUUGACCGCUUAGAAAAGAAGGAGCUUCGAAUUGAACCUGUUGAAGAAGAGGUCUUGGAGGGCACCACAAAAGCGCACAUCCUGAUAGUGCAGCGGCAGCUCUCCGUGCUGGAGGAGGAGCUGGAGGAGUUCCGCCUGGCGCUCCGCCAGUACAUCGAGUGCUCCAGCACCCAGACCGGCUGCCUGCAUGUUGCUGUCCAGAAGCUCUCCAACGAAUCCCGCUUCAUGCUGUAUGAGUUCUGGGAGCACAGCAAUGUAUGGAAGAAUCAUCUUCAGACAAACUACAGCAAAACCUUCCAGAGAGGCAAUGUUGAUUUUCUGGAGACACCAGAGAUCAUGACCACAAUGCUGGUUCCAGCUUCAUGGUGGGUGCUGAACAAUAACUAGAUGUGGGUGCUUUGGGAUGCCAGAGUUAGUCAGGGGCCUGUAGUCAUAGUUGUAGUUUUCUGUCAGAAACGAUUAGGCUCUUGGAACUGCACCUGAUGUUUACUGUGAAACAUGGUGGACACAUCGGACAUGUCUCAUCUUUUGUUUCCUUGAGAUCACUUGUACCACUAGAUGUUACAUUCAGAUAAAGGCUCUGCUCAAGCAGGGGUGUUUUGAGGAAUGACCUUUUGUUAUCAGUUGAAGAUCUGAAAUUCUCAUCAUAUGGUCUGAUAUAGUACACAUUGUGUUGGAUGUAUAUGUAACAGUACUUGUUGAAACCAUUUGUGGCGGUGCUUUUGAGAUAAACUACCUAAAUAUCAUCUGCCCACCAUAACAUGGAUUUGUACUUUGUAGCAAACCAUACAAGUUACUGUGUACAGUUAGUAUAGUCAUAGUCUUCAGUCUUUUAAGUUUGUAGAUGAAUUUUAUCAUAAAUAAAAAAAUAUUUUAUUGUCAA
Anguilla rostrata (American eel) is the source of this 1693-nucleotide messenger RNA. It is a transcript of the gene necab1, whose product is annotated as N-terminal EF-hand calcium binding protein 1. NCBI's taxonomy places the organism in Eukaryota, Metazoa, Chordata, Actinopteri, Anguilliformes, Anguillidae. Gene Ontology annotation, biological process: regulation of amyloid precursor protein biosynthetic process. The transcript is spliced from 13 exons. Gene Ontology annotation, cellular component: cytoplasm. The record is from RefSeq and is a predicted model, not a curated record. Gene Ontology annotation, molecular function: calcium ion binding. Bases 151 to 1197 code for a protein of 348 amino acids.